AAGUUGUCGGUUGAAUGAUGACAAUGACAGCUUGAGCGGCUUUUUCAAAUUUUGUUUUGUGUGUUUGUUCCUGACGGGAUUAAUGUGGUGAAAAUCGUUUCAAACGUUGGAAAAGAAUACUAAAGCAAGUGAAUUUUAAAUUGUAUUCCACAAAACAUGUCUAACCUUGACGAGCAGUACAACAAUUUCUUGGAAGAACUCGAGCAAAAACCAGAUAUACGUCUUAUUAAUUUCGAUGAUGAUGACCCUCUUCGGGAAAUUAACGCGAUGGCGGAAGCCGACCGGAGAAACACCCGGCUGAUGAGAAAUCCCGCUGCCUUCGCGGGACGAUCCGGCCCCGAUUCGGAUGAGGAAAUGGACACUGGCUAUGAUGGUGAUGGUCCUCUGUCAGAGCUAAAUCCAAAUGAUUUGAACAGGAAGGUGUUGAAAAUGAGAAGCGGAGAAAUGGAUAUUGUUCUCGAGCCGGAGAAAGCGCUGAUUUAUACCUGCUUCAAUACCACUUACGAUAGAGCAUCGCUGAAUCGAGCUGAUGUCUGGCAUCAAAUUAUGGUUCAUCAUGAUGGAAAGUACACAAAAUCCGACAUAUUGGACGCAUUCUUUACUCUGAUCAGUGCGGACGAUUUCUACCCGGUUGCGUACAGACAGCAUUCGAAUAUCGAUUACUUUUUGGUACGGCUUUGCAGCAAAGCACUUGUGAAAUUGUUCGACAAGAAUUUGAAGCUUCCUCUGACUGGCUCAUCGGAACCGCUAAAGCUCACUAUCAAGCUUAAUGUGGCCAAAUUUAUGCAAGGUCAGAUUUUCCCUAGUGCAAAGGUUUUCGCAGCGGUGGCGGAACGCUGUGAUAAUGCAGCUUUGUAUGGUUUCUCCAAUCUACUGAAUUUGGAUAACUUCCGAACCCAUGGAGAGUUCGAGGAGCUGUGUAUCUUUCUCGGAAAUCGAGCCCAUUUGGAGUUGGUUUGCAGUUCAAUCAAUCGGCUCGAAGACGUUCGAAUCAAGGUGAACGCUAUUAAACUGACAAACAAUAGUAUCGCUCACAUAUCGCCGCUUGUGGCCGUCAAAGAUUUGCCCAUUCAAACGCUCGAUUUGCGCUACAACAGAAUUAAGCAUCCCGCCUCGUUGAGACCUCUGAAGGGUUGCGGAAUCAGCGAAUUAUACAUCGAGGGAAAUGGGAUAGUAGAUGUUCCAGGGUAUAUGGAUGUGCUGAAGGAAUACUUUCCAAAUAUCAUCAAAAUUGAUACGAAUUUUAUAGGUGCCGCUACGAGAAAGCAAUCAUCUGCCUCGGUUCAAGUCGGUGGUAACGAUGAGGUGGAAAUUACCGCUGAAGGGGAAGUUUACAGCUGCGUCGGAGGUGUAAUUCAAAAUGCUAAGAGCUUCAAAAAGUUCAAAUUUAACCAGAAAUGGCACAUGGUGAUAGUGUCACAUGGAGGGCGCUAUGGGAAGACCGAAGUAUUGGACGCACUGUUUACCAUGUUGGACGGCUACGACUUCUAUCCAUGCUACUAUAAAACUUAUUCAAAACAAGAUGAGUUUCUCGUCAUUAACUGCUAUGAAGCGUUGGCUUUCCUGGUGCAGAGCAAGUUGGCGAUCAGGAUGAAAAGUACCAACGAGUUGAUUGCUGUCUUGUUAAAAAUGAAUGUCGCGGAUUUCAAGGAAGGACAAAUAGUGGUCGAGGAGAAACUAAAUUUCUUCUUGCGCGAUCGUUUUAAUGAUCGCUGCCUGGAUUUGUGUUCCAUGCAGCAGCAUCUGAACAGUUUCAAGUUGGUGGAACUCUGUGCCAACAGCAGCCGAACUCUGUCGAAGAUUCUACAUUUAGCGGGGAAGUACGGUAACAACUGUUUGGUUAUCCGACUGAGGAACAACAACAUAAGGAAUCUCACUGCAUUAUCUUCACUGAUAUCGUAUCCGAAACUUAUAGCGCUGGAUUUGAGAUUCAAUGAUCUUCGUACCUUUGAUGACCUGCAGGGUGUGAUGAAGAACAAAAUCAAAGAUGUGUUCCUGGACAACAAUCCGCUGUGCAAUACGGCGUCAUCCAGUAUCGAGUAUAUUCGGCAGGUGCGUGCUUACUUCCCGGCGAUAGAGAAACUGGAUGGAAUGCCUCUGCUCGAGAACGGCAAUUUGAACUUCUCGCAAAAUUUCAUUUGCAUGCCGGAGGCAUACAAAUUCACGGAAUCGUUUGUGCAGCACUACUUCAACAUCUACGACUCCUUCCAGCGGUCCAGUUUGAAAGACUUGUACCACCCGAAGGCACAAUUUUCGAUGACAUGUAAUUUGGUGCAGUCCAAAACGAUGGAUACACAUCAGGUACGGUUAAGCGCCUACCAGAGCAAGAGUCGCAAUCUGUUGAAGAUGGCUAAUAUUGACCGUGCCAUGACCAGUUUGGUGGUGGGAAACGAGAGGAUAGCAAAUGUGCUGGUUUCUUUCCCGAAGACAGAACAUGAUUUCUUCUCGUUUCGAAUCGAUACGCCAAUCUUUCGGCCGGAAUGUGUGGUUAUCUGCGUACACGGCGCCUUCAAGGAGAUGGCAAAUUCUCUGUUGGGUGAUGAUUUCGUUCUUGGUUUUACCAGAACUUUCUACAUUCAACCGUGUUCUAAGGGGCUCGGCAUAUUUGAAAAGGCGAUUGAGUUCAAAAUCUAUAAUGAUUUAUUCCACAUGUACAGUUUGUCUACUUAUGGACGAGAAAAUGUAUUCAAACAUCAUGGGGAACCGGAAACAACGGAACAAUUUGUUUCACUCAGCGAAGAGCGCGAGAACACCGUAAUUAUAUUCCAGGAGCUAACUCGCCUCACCCGCAAGUGGUGUGAGCGAUGUUUGGAGGAAUCGUCCUGGAACUUGAAGGUCGCACUGAAUAUUUUCCUCAAACUGUACGAGGAAGAUCGCAUUCCCGAGAAUGGGUUCGAUCCGACGCUUAUGUCGAAACGAUAAACAGUUGGGGAUUAAUGUAGAUUUUUGCACUUCUCUUCCGCGAUGAUGCGGAUUCGUAUGUAUUACAUCCAGUAUAAUUAAGAGGACUAAUUAUUCACAAGAAAGUAGAAAUAUAUAAUUGACGAUUC
This is a messenger RNA of Toxorhynchites rutilus septentrionalis, 3050 nucleotides long. RefSeq names its product nuclear RNA export factor 2 (gene nxf2). Lineage: Eukaryota; Metazoa; Arthropoda; Insecta; Diptera; Culicidae. The transcript is spliced from 4 exons. Gene Ontology annotation, biological process: poly(A)+ mRNA export from nucleus. The record is from RefSeq and is a predicted model, not a curated record. The coding region runs from base 157 to 2922 and encodes 921 amino acids. Gene Ontology annotation, cellular component: nucleus. Gene Ontology annotation, molecular function: protein binding; RNA binding.